Adineta steineri is the source of this 384-nucleotide messenger RNA. Lineage: Eukaryota; Metazoa; Rotifera; Eurotatoria; Adinetida; Adinetidae. The record is from the annotation of a GenBank genome assembly.
AUGCAACCAUUAUCUACAACUAGUAAUACAUAUCCUGAUUGUUAUUUACAAAUACGUCGUGGUAAACAAACGUUAUUUACUGAUGUUGCUGAAACACUUACCAUAGGUGAUUUAAAACGAAUUAUUGCACAUAUUCUUAAAUUAAAUCCUGAAAUGAUACGUUUAACAGCUAAAGGACAAGUACUUGAUAAUGAUACAAAACGUUUACUUGAAUAUGGUAUAACAGCAAAAGAAGCUCGUCCACAAGCACCAUAUCAAUUAGAAUUUCUUCUUCAAUUAGAAGAUGGAACAUUCGAAACGGAAGAAGUUGUUCCAUACACGGCAGAAAAUAAUUCCAGAUCCGAUGAACAACAACAAAUGGGAACGCCAAUAGAUUCAAAAUGA